AUGGAUGCGGCGGGGCGAUGGACGGGAAGCAGUGUUGACACCGCAAGCCGGACGUGUUCGUUGGCCGUCUUGGGCACAGAUGCGGAUGCCACUCCUACUAGGAGGCUGUUUGGUUGCUACCUGACCGACGCGCGUUCGUCUUCGAGCCACCGUUAUAAGGUUCCACCCCCACGCACAACCAAACGCAACCAAACAGCCUCGCCCCCUCCCACCAAGAUCACGCAGGUCCCGGCGCCCCAAUACAGACCGGCGGGAGUCUUCGAGGACUACGUACGUAGCGGCGAUGGACCAUCGGCGACGACGCAGAAGCGCAAGUGCCCCGACAAGGAGGAGACGGCCGGCAUGUGCGCCAACGGCUGCGGCUUCUUCGGCGCCGCCGCCACGGGCAACAUGUGCUCCAAGUGCUACCUGGACCACGUCGUCAUCGGCACCGCUAACACCGUGGCCGCCUCGACGGGGCCUCCGGCGAAGAAGGCCAAGAUGAUCGUCGCCGUCCCGUCCUCUGAUGGUGCGGCCGCCUCCUCCACCGCCGCCGCGGCUGACUCCUCCGCGAGCUCCGUGAAGCAGCCGCCGGUGGCGGCGAACCAGUGCGCGACGUGCCGCAAGAAGGUGGGGCUGCUGGGGUUCCGAUGCCGUUGCGAGGGCACCUUCUGCAGCGUGCACCGCUACUCGGAGAAGCACGACUGUGGAUUCGACUACAAGACCGCCGGCCAGGAGCAGAUCGCCAAGCACAAUCCGGUCGUGGUUGCGGACAAGAUCACCCGAAGGAUCUGA
Messenger RNA from Triticum urartu, 774 nucleotides. NCBI's taxonomy places the organism in Eukaryota, Viridiplantae, Streptophyta, Magnoliopsida, Poales, Poaceae. The record is from RefSeq and is a predicted model, not a curated record.